GGUAUUGUAAUUUCAUAACCUGAAAUUCCAGAAUAUCCUAACAUAAGGGGGUGUUUGGCUUAUUAAAGAAAGAAGAAGAAGAAGAAGCAUUAUCAGCGGGAAGAGGAAGGAUUUUUUUAUUCUUCUUGUAUCUACUUUUAUUUGUUAAAAGGGAUUCCUAUAAAAGCAAAGAAUGAAGCUGAAACAACUAGAAACCCUCUUAGGCGAUCUUCAACAAUUCACUACCCCAAAGGUGGAGCUGGAACAGUACCCAACUGGACCUCAUAUCGCUUCUCGCUUGCUUUACACUGCUGAGAAUUCAUUUGAUGAUAUUAGCAACAAAGUGGUCGCAGAUUUUGGUUGUGGAUGUGGCACUCUAGGUGCUGCUGCUGCUCUCUUGGGCGCUGAGCAGGUUAUUGGCAUUGAUAUUGAUCCUCAAUCUCUUGAAAUAGCUUCAAUGAAUGCAGAAGAUCUUGAGUUGGACAUAGAUUUUGUUCAAUGUGACAUCAGUAACCUAGGAUGGAGAGGUCAAAUUGUUGAUACUGUUGUGAUGAAUCCUCCAUUUGGAACUCGAAAGAAGGGUAUUGACAUGGAUUUUCUAUUUGUGGCAUUGAAGGUAGCUUCUCAAGCUGUUUAUUCCUUGCAUAAGACCUCAACAAGAGAUUAUAUCAAAAGGACCGCCUUGAGGGACUUAAAUGCUAGCAGCGCUGAGGUCUUGUGUGAGCUCCGUUUUGAUGUUCCUCAACUAUACAAGUUUCACAAGAAAAAGGAGGUAGAUAUUGCUGUAGAUCUAUGGCGAUUUGUACCUAAAAGGAGUCAGGUAAAGGACAAUUAGCUGCCGAAGUGCACUUCGAGACCAUGCAUGAAGCACAUAUCACGUGGUUAAACAUUCGUAAAGAACGAUCCUCUUUCGACUGCCAUCUAGGUUGGGGUCACCGGUGUGGUUGAUUAGGGUGAAACAGAUUCAAAGAUGCAACUUAGAUUAUAGUUGAUGAUAACGCCCUACGACCCUUGUUUAUUUUUUGUUAGUAUGAAAAGCAUGAUCAAAUCUCUAUGUAUCAGAUGCUUUGAUAACCUGGGAAGUUUUAGAUACUUUGUUCUCGCA
Messenger RNA from Gossypium raimondii (Peruvian cotton), 1084 nucleotides. RefSeq lists its product as uncharacterized. Lineage: Eukaryota; Viridiplantae; Streptophyta; Magnoliopsida; Malvales; Malvaceae. Gene Ontology annotation, biological process: rRNA methylation. The transcript is spliced from 9 exons. The record is from RefSeq and is a predicted model, not a curated record. Gene Ontology annotation, molecular function: nucleic acid binding; rRNA (adenine-N6-)-methyltransferase activity. Bases 173 to 814 code for a protein of 213 amino acids.